This is a messenger RNA of Hevea brasiliensis (rubber tree), 3595 nucleotides long. RefSeq names its product G-type lectin S-receptor-like serine/threonine-protein kinase At5g35370. Gene Ontology annotation, molecular function: protein serine/threonine kinase activity; ATP binding. Lineage: Eukaryota; Viridiplantae; Streptophyta; Magnoliopsida; Malpighiales; Euphorbiaceae. The record is from RefSeq and is a predicted model, not a curated record. The coding region runs from base 587 to 3172 and encodes 861 amino acids. The transcript has 2 exons. Gene Ontology annotation, biological process: protein phosphorylation; recognition of pollen.
UUCACUGUUACUAAGCGCGCGAAAGGAAAUUGUUGCUUUAACGGUCUUACCGAAUUGAAGGAAGAGAAAUGCGCUCUCACUCACUCACUCACUCACUGAGCAAAAAUAAUCUCAAUGGCACUUUCUGUCUCGCAAAACUCAAAAUUCUACUUUGCCAAUCCUUUUCUUCUCUUCCAAUUAUCCCCAAUUCUCUCAAACUCACGCCUCUCUCUGAGCCCCUCUAUAAACACCAUUACAAUCCACGUCCACCAAUCUCCUUUUUUUUUACCCUCUGUGUUGGCGCAAUCUCAUAAAUAUGAAGCCAAGAUCUGGGCGUAUCCUAAGCAUUUAUGGCAGAAGAUUGUUAUCUAUGAGAUCAGACAUGAUCGAUCCUAUUAGGAUUCGUCAACGUGAAGUGGUGUCGUUGUUCCAUUACUUGACAGGAUUUAUUCAGUGGAGAGAGAGAGAGAGAGAGAGAAGAGUCAACGCAAAACCAAGAUCAGAAAUGGAGAAAAGAAAUGGAGAAAGCCCAGACAGAUCAAUUCCAACCCCACAUUAAAACUUGCUACUUUUCUCUUCUCUGCUCAUCAUUCAAUUGAUCCUCCACAUGAGAACUUCUUUUUUAUUUUCCACCAGUUUCAUAUUCUAUGCUCUUGUCUCUGGUUCUUUGUUCUCUGAAUUCAUCUCUCCAAAUUUCACUGCUUCAUACCAUCGGUUCAUUGAUAACAAAGGGGCUUUCCUCUUCUCUCGUAAUGGAACAUUUAAAGUUGCUGUCUUCAAUCCUGGAGGAAAGACCAACUUUUACUUGUGUGUUAUCCAUGUGGCAUCAGGUACUAUCAUAUGGUCUGCUAAUCGGGAUGCUCCUAUCUCAAGUUCAUGUAAAAUGGAACUUACAGUCCAAGGAAUUAGCAUUGCUGGACAAGAUGCCAAUCUCAAAUGGGCAACUCCACCAUUGAGAUCUUCAGUUCAUGCAUUACUACUAACUGAGAUGGGUAAUCUUGUUUUACUUGACCGAUUUAAUGGUUCUCUUUGGGAGAGCUUCCACUAUCCAACAGAUACAAUAGUCAUUGGACAACACUUGCCUGAGGGAGCAAUCCUGUCCAGUGCGGUAUCUGAUGAUGACUUAUCAACUGGUGAUUACCAGCUUGCUAUCACUGAUUCAGACGCAAUAUUACAGUGGCAAGGGCAGGCAUACUGGAAAUUGUCAAUGGAUAUCAGAGCUUAUAAAAACUCUAAUUAUAUUGUGGAAUAUAUGGCAAUAAAUAGAACUGGUCUCUUUCUGUUUGGUCAUAGUGGAUCUGCUGUUGUAAUUCAGAUAAGUUUGUCACCAUCUGAUUUCCGAACUGCCCAGUUGGGUGCUUCUGGUCGCUUUAUGAUCAGACGCUUUUCUGGUAGUGAUAGGGAACAGGAAUUUCUGGGGCCAAUUAAUGAUUGUCAAAUUCCACUCAUCUGUGGAAAAAUUGGAUUGUGUAUGGAUAAUAAGUCCAACAGAACAACUUGUUCGUGUCCACAAGGUUUCCAUCGAGUUUCACAAAAUUCUAGUGGUUGCAUGCCAAAUGGUCGUUCUUUGCCGCGUGCUUGUGAUUCAACCAGUCAGUUGAAUCCCUCUGCUCUUUCAUAUUCAAGGCUUGGUUAUGAUAUGGAUUACUUUUCUAUUGAUUUCUCUGAGCCUGUAAGAUAUGGGGUAAAUUUGUCAGUUUGUCAAGAGUUUUGCACAUCAGACUGUUCUUGCUUGGGAAUUUUUUAUGCAAAUUCAUCAGGAUCUUGCUAUGCACUUGAAAAUGACUUGGGUUCCAUCAUAUCAAGCGCUGCAGAUGAUGAUGAUGAUCUGUGGGGCUACAUUAAAGUUAUAGUUGGAGCAGCUUCAGAUAUCAAUAACACCUAUAGUGAUCAAACUCAACAAUUCCCUGUAAUUGCUCUGGUAUUGUUACCUUUCACUGGACUCCUCCUAAUGGUUGCUCUUGGUUUCCUCUGGUGGAGAAGAUGGAAAGCUUCAAAUAGAGAGAUAAAACUAGGUCAUGCAAGCUCACUUUCUUCUGGUGAUCUGGAUGCCUUCCACAUCCCAGGCUUACCCCAACGGUUUGACUAUGAAGGGAUUGAGGUGGCUACUGAUAAUUUUAAAACACAGAUUGGCUCAGGCGGGUUUGGUGCUGUAUACAAGGGCACAAUGCCUGAUAAAUCAGUUGUGGCAGUAAAGAAGAUAACCAAUUUAGGAGUACAAGGGAAAAAAGAUUUUUGCACUGAAAUAGCAGUCAUUGGAAGCAUACACCAUGUCAAUCUGGUGAAAUUAAGAGGAUUUUGUGCCCAAGGUAGACAUCGCCUUUUAGUUUAUGAGUAUAUGAAUCGUGGCUCACUGGACAAGGCCCUUUUUGAUAGUGGACUUGUCUUGGAAUGGCAAGAGAGGUUUGAGAUAGCACUUGGAACUGCUCGUGGGCUAGCAUACUUGCACACUGGGUGUGAGCAAAAAAUUAUCCAUUGUGACGUCAAACCUGAGAACAUUCUUUUGCAUGAUCAGUUUCAGGCCAAGAUAUCCGAUUUUGGCCUCUCAAAGCUUCUAAGCCCUGAGCAGUCCUGUUUAUUCACAACAAUGAGGGGCACUCGUGGCUAUCUUGCACCUGAAUGGCUUACUAACUCAGCAAUCUCAGAAAAAACAGAUAUUUAUAGUUUUGGAAUGGUGCUACUUGAAAUUGUGAGUGGAAGGAAAAAUUGCUCGACCCGAUCACAAUGCCAUAGCGUGGACAACCGCAACAGUGGUGGUGGCCACUCAACGUCAUCAUCAAGGUCAGGAGUUGUGUAUUUCCCAUUAUUGGCAUUGGAGAUGCAUGAGCAAGGGAGGUACAUGGAGCUUGCUGACCCAAGACUAGAGGGUAGGGUCUCAAGCGAAGAGGUGGAAAAAUUAGUGCGUAUAGCUCUAUGUUGUGUUCAUGAGGAACCAUCAUUGAGGCCUAAUAUGGUUAGUAUUGUAGGAAUGUUGGAAGGCUGUAUCCCUUUAGGUCAGCCAAAAGUGGGAUCUCUAAAUUUCUUGCGGUUUUAUGGGCGUAGAUUUGCUGAGGCAUCCAUGAUAGAGCAGGAGAAUGGGCAAAGUGACUUCACUUUGUUUCCGCAAGCAAAUGAUUCUACAACAAGCACUACAAGCGACUCCCGUAUUUGUUUGUCCUAUAUCUCCUCGCAGCAGAUCUCGGGACCACGAUAGAGUGAUAUGUUUGAAUGUUAUUUUUAGUAUUUUGAAUGAUAUGCAAACCGCAAAUAUUUGCGAUUUUGAAUAUCAAUUAUUCAUGGCACUAUUUGUAGAUUGGAAUCAACUUUUGCACAUUUGAUGAGAAGUUCCAAGAUGAGCUGAUCAACAAGUAAAUGGUUAGACUUGGUGUGUGCACCAUAUUAGAUGUUACGGAUUUUGUAUUAUUCUUCUAAAUUGCACAUGUGCUAUUGUUGCUACGUCUUCUAGCAAGAGGUUGAUGCUCUGUAUAUGUGAGCUACCUUCAUGAUACUUACUUUAAAGCUUUCAUUUUUAUGAUAUGAUUAUGUGCAGGCUUUUUUUGUGAUUCUUUUGAAUAAUUUUUCAUUUUCUGUAAUCUCUUGCUCACAGUUCAUGUGCUACAGUGGAAAAUUUUUGUGA